GAUGAGGAGGGAGCUAUCAUCACCUUGUUGGAAGGGAACCAAUGGGAGGAGGCUCUUCGAGUGAUUAACAAGUACAGCAGGAUAGAUAUUAUCGACACCAACUUCAAACCUGCUCUGUUGGAAGCCUCUCAGAGACAGCUGGCCUUCCUACAGGAUAACAAAGCACUGUUCACCAGACAUAAGGACAGACUUGCUGUGGUGAGAAAAGAGAAGGCCAAGGCUUGCACAGAAAUCUUAGGUGACGACCAUGCAGACCAGGACGUUGACCUUUACUCUGACACCAGCAGUACCACCAGGACCCACUCUUCCCACAGCUCAGCCAAGUAUUCAGCCACCUCCAAAACAUCAGGACGAACAGCCAAGAGCCGUAGGAAAGCAGAACGAAAGAAGCUUAGUCUCCGGGAGGGCAGCCCAUAUGAGGACCAUGCAUUACUGGUUGCACUAAAAGACAUAGUAGAUGCUGUAGACAAAUCCAAAGAUGAUGUGCAUAAUUUGCUGAAGAUGUUGGUACUGUUUGGGUUUGACUGUGAGGCUGGAGUGCUGCAGGCCUGUUUGGAGGGUACCCUGAGUCUGAUGGACAGUUGUACAGCAGAGAUCUGGCAGACUGGUAGUGGCAGUGCUCAGACACAAAUGACCCUUGGCCCACACUCAACAGUUAACAGUAUCCUGGCAUCUAUGAAUGCUGGACCACAGCCUGUAGACCCAGUACCACCAGAAGCAGGUCAGCUGCGGAGAAGUGACCGGGUGAAGCGCAAGCCGGAUUGGUUUCACCGGGAUCCCAGGUACGGCUUUAGGGCCCCCCUCCCCACUGCCGCCGCCACCACCACCAGCGGCCUUAGUACCCCACUGCCGCCGCCAUCACCAGCAGCGCAGCGGUACCCGCAGCACCGCCGCCACCCGCGACCCGACCUGCAGCACCUGUCUUGCCGCCACCACCACCAGCGGCAAGACAGCGCCUCGCCACACCGGGGGCAGCCGACCUUGAGAUCUGGAGGCCGCGGGCCUUCAGUCCUGUUUGGAGUGAGAGUG
This is a messenger RNA of Branchiostoma belcheri (Belcher's lancelet), 1029 nucleotides long. Its product is annotated as putative elongator complex protein 1. Gene Ontology annotation, biological process: tRNA wobble base 5-methoxycarbonylmethyl-2-thiouridinylation. The record is from RefSeq and is a predicted model, not a curated record. The transcript has 9 exons. NCBI's taxonomy places the organism in Eukaryota, Metazoa, Chordata, Leptocardii, Amphioxiformes, Branchiostomatidae. The annotation marks the transcript as partial. Gene Ontology annotation, cellular component: elongator holoenzyme complex; cytosol. Gene Ontology annotation, molecular function: tRNA binding.